Molecule: messenger RNA, 2674 nt
Organism: Aspergillus versicolor CBS 583.65
Lineage: Eukaryota; Fungi; Ascomycota; Eurotiomycetes; Eurotiales; Aspergillaceae
Product: putative GTP binding protein
Exons: 6
Coding region: 253-2277 (674 amino acids)
Biological process (GO): positive regulation of GTPase activity
Cellular component (GO): cytosol
Molecular function (GO): guanyl-nucleotide exchange factor activity
Source: RefSeq, a predicted model, not a curated record
UCCUCAACUUCUCACCCCUCUAUUAUCAACAUUCUUUGUCGCUUUUUAGAGACUGUGCCGUCCUACGACACUCUAUAGAAUAGGGUGCAAGGCGCGGAAGUGCUGAUUUUAUAGAUCGAUUCUCCGAGAACUGGCAUAUUACCCCUUGCAGGCCGACUGACGGGUAGGUAGUCCACUAUACAGCCGAUAGCUUGCGGAUCAAUUUCUUUCUUUCUUCUUUUUUGUACCCCUCAGGAUAGUGCAAGUGGGAAAAUGAGCAGCAAUAACUAUGAAAUCGCAAAACAGAGCUUAUUGGAUGAGGUCCGAAACUCUCGGGCUCAGGAUAUAGAAGGGGUGCUGUGUCCCUCUCUCGACGAAAUAUUCCUGGAGUCGGCACAAUUACCUCCGGCAACAGAACCACCCGGCAUGGCAGUGCUGUCAGUAAAUGAGCAAGGAGAUCUUCUGCAAUUUGUGGAGAAUACGUUGAAAGAAGCAGAGCUGAAUAACGGCCCGCCAAACUUUGAGGAUGUGCCGGGCGUUUUGUUGAAGCUCUGGCAUGACCAAUCCGAGUUCUUGACACAAGCCACCGAAGCUCUGGCAAAUGGAAGCAGGAACCCUUCUCUUCGUCCUGUGUAUGGCCAAGCGGGCAUUUUGAAGUUCUUCCUUGAGCUUAUAGCUUCGAAAGAAGUCGUCGAAAGCAACCUUAUUCUUCAUUGCUUGAGGCUGAUUGGAAACUCAUGCGCUGAUACAGAUGAGAACCGGGCUACUGUGGUGAAGGACAAUUAUACAUUUGCCAUUUUACGGCAAUUACAGCGGCCGGAACUCAUAAAAGUCGUGAUACCUGUUAUAUAUAACUUAUGUGUCGACUUCGAGCCCGCUCAGUCCCAGUUGGCGGGAAACAAGAUAGUGUAUAUCCUUUUGAAGUUAGUCAAAGACAAGGCCUUCCAGGGAAACGACACUUUGCUUGACUAUGUUUACGAGCUGAUAGAACUAGUGGGUGAACAAGACCAAGGCAUUGCUAGGUCCCCGGAUGGAACUAUUUCACUCCUGGUAGCGUGUGCACUGAACAAUGAGUCUGGACAAACUCUAUCCCAAUAUUGUUGUCUCUCAAACUGCAUGACGGCAUAUUUAAACAACAAUAGAUUUCAAGACAUCUGCAUAUCAAAACGCAUACUUCCCGACAUACUAUCAGUACUCAAAAGAUCGCUGUCUUUCAACACCCUGGCCUCAAGUGACGAUGCGAAGGCUCUCAUACAGUCACAACUGAAAAUCAACCAGGCGUUAGCAGAAGUAUCAGCGUCGCCGGCUUUUGCAGAGACAUACCGCUUAGAUGAUCCUUUGUCACAAACACUCAAAUCGUGGUUGAGCAACCCAGAAGACCAACUCCAAAUAUGCGCCUGCAUCAUGCUCGGUAAUCUGGCUCGAUCCGACGAUAUUUGUGUGACAAUGGUUAAGAAACUGCAAAUCCACGAGGAACUGAUAGUUAUUCUCAACAGCAACGCUAAAGGGGCAACUCUUCACUCGGCGCUCAGCUUCCUCAAGAACCUGGCAAUUGCUGGUGACAACAAGAUCUUUAUGGGCGAGGCUGGGAUUAUACCAGCUAUCGCCCGACUCUGGAACUACGAAACUGUCCCCCAGGUUCAACUCGCAGCAACUAGCCUCGCCCGGCAGUUGGUCAAUCACUCCGUGGAGAAUAUCAGUCGAUUACUGCAGCCCGCUACAACCUCUGCAGUAGUGAAUGAGAAUGACGGUGAACGAACGUACUUGUCAUUACUCCUUGCAUUAUUUGAAAGAUCCGACUCGACCCCUAUAUUGACUGAGAUCGGACGCAUAACAGCAUGCCUUUGUCGCACAAUCAUUCCCAGAUCCAAGGCUGGUGACCAGAGCCAUUUAGUUGAUUCCAUUCUCGAACGUCUAUUUACCCAUAAUGAGGGCAUAGCAUCUCCGCUUGGUGCUAUGGUAACGCAGACCCAAUGGCCUGUUGUCCGGAGCGAGGGGUGGUUUGCCCUUGCACUUUUGGCGUCUACCAAGACUGGUGCUGAGGCAGUUAUAGAUGGCCUGCAAAAGAUUGACGGGUUCUCAUUGAUUGAACAGACUCUGAGUGCUGAAGAGCCGGCUUCGGAUAAGGAGACGGAUAAAGACCAAUGGCGCAAAGACCGUGACAACAUUGUCGUUCUCGUGCAAGAAUUACUAAAAAAUAAAGAGAAUAAGCCUGACGCUGUGGACGGGUCUUGGAACUCCAGGGUCCAAGAUUUAAUGAGCCAACAUGUCUCGAAGUAUCUCAAACAGGAUAAAUGACUGGCUCUACUGCCUAGCUGAGAUCAUACCUUUUAAACUGGUAAAUAUGCUCAUACACGCAAAUUUUUGGCUUGAGUAUUUGAAUAUAAUGAGACGACUCUUUGAGUGUUGCAUACUUUGGCUUUAGAUGAAAGGCAGGUCUUGGCCCAGUAGGCCAUUUAUUUAUUUACUGUUAUAUCUAUAGUAGAGUGCCUGAUUGAUUGUGGGCAGACCAUCUCUAGCGCAUAUGACCGAUAUCUCCAGAGCACAUCUGUAUCUUCAAGUUCCUCUGAGCCACGAUCAGACCCGUAGUGGGCGGCUAGACCCUUUCCAUCGAUUAUGAUAUCUUGCGUUGCACGACUCCCAUUUCUAGGUGUUUUCAAGCCCGUUUCCCGCAAACCACCAUUGUGCAUAAACG